Exophiala spinifera is the source of this 774-nucleotide messenger RNA. RefSeq lists its product as uncharacterized. NCBI's taxonomy places the organism in Eukaryota, Fungi, Ascomycota, Eurotiomycetes, Chaetothyriales, Herpotrichiellaceae. The transcript is spliced from 3 exons. Gene Ontology annotation, cellular component: membrane raft; cell cortex; plasma membrane. The record is from RefSeq and is a predicted model, not a curated record. Gene Ontology annotation, biological process: fungal-type cell wall organization; septin cytoskeleton organization; endocytosis. The coding region runs from base 1 to 774 and encodes 257 amino acids.
AUGGCAGGCCGUUCACUCUUCAGUUUCGUUUCCCUCAUACUGGUGGCAGGCGCCCUCCUGUUCAUGUUUCUGAUCCUCCUCGCCGGCGCAGUUGAUGGUGAUCCGGUGAACAAAUUCUAUUUCCUACAAGCUGAGACGGGCAACAUCCCCGGUGCCCCUCCUGUUUCUCGAUGGUCGUACUGGAACGUGUGCAAUGUUGUGAACGGCAAGACAGCUUGCGGUGACGAGCAUUAUUCCGACGUCCACCCAGCAUUCCCUCUCGAUCCCUCUUCCCAUCGCGAAUUCGACACCGACGUCAAUGUUCCCAGAAAUUUCGUCCGUCACCACGGCUAUUACUUCUACAUGACUCGGUUCAUGUUCGCUUUCAUGCUUAUUGCACUGUUCUUCGGUGUCUGCGCCUUGUUCACCGGCCUCCUUGCGCUAUGCACGAGACUCGGUAGCUACUUGAGCGGAUUGCUUACUAUGAUCGCCAUGUUCUUCCAGGCCAUCCAGGCAUCACUGAUGACUGCUGCUUAUGUCAAGGGUCGCGACAACUUCCGUCGAAACGGUCAAUCUGCCCAUAUCGGCAAAUAUGCCUUUGGCUUCGAAUGGGCCGCUCUGGCCUGUUUCUUCCUCGCCACUGUUCUCUUCUGUGUGGGCGGAGGUGCUCGAAGAGAUAGCACGCCAAAGACUGCGGGAGGUCGCCGAUUUGGUGGACUCCCAUUCCGUGGACGAAGAACCAGGAGCACAAGAAGCAGAGGCAGUUUUGUCCAUGACAAGGAGUAUGGCGCAUAG